Vombatus ursinus (common wombat) is the source of this 5065-nucleotide messenger RNA. RefSeq names its product nucleotide binding oligomerization domain containing 2 (gene NOD2). Gene Ontology annotation, cellular component: cytosol. NCBI's taxonomy places the organism in Eukaryota, Metazoa, Chordata, Mammalia, Diprotodontia, Vombatidae. The transcript is spliced from 12 exons. Gene Ontology annotation, biological process: positive regulation of canonical NF-kappaB signal transduction; response to muramyl dipeptide; regulation of apoptotic process. The record is from RefSeq and is a predicted model, not a curated record. Gene Ontology annotation, molecular function: protein binding. Bases 97 to 3135 code for a protein of 1012 amino acids.
GCAGCAGGCGGAGUCAAUCUGGCGAUCUGGCAGGUGUGUGCGCGCUGGGAGUGGAGGGCUCUGGGGGACUGUCAACUCCUGGUCUCGGGAUGAGAAAUGUGCACACAAGAAUUCUUCCAGGCUCAGCGGAGCCAGUUGGUGGGGCAGCUGGCCUUAAGGUCGUUGGAGAACUUUGAAAGUAUCUUGGACUAUCUGCUGUCUUGGGAAGUGCUUACUUGGGAGGAUUAUGAGAGUGUAAGCCUCCCUGGGCAGCCCCUGUCCACUUUGGCUCGACGCCUCUUGGAUAUUGUCUGGAAUAAGGGCGGGCAAAGCUGUGAGCUGCUCUUUGCUGCAGUGCGGAAGGCAGAGGGAGCAGAUGAGCAAACAGAACCAGAAAGCCAGUGGAGUCAGAAUGUGUCCUGUCCAGUCCAGGACCUGCAGAGACAUAGGCCGGUGAUUGUCAGGAAAAUCUAUGGCCAUGUGGAAGGCAUUUUGAACCUCUUACUUGAACGUGGUUUCAUCACCAAAUAUGAAUGUGAUGAAAUCAGGCUGCCGAUAUUUACGUCAUCUCAGAGGGCAAGAAGGCUCCUUGAUUUUGCAAAAGUAAAAGACAAUGGAGUGGCCCAGUUUCUCCUCCAACACAUCCACCAAUUGCCUGUCCUGCCAGCCCCAUUCCCUGAUGCUAUUGCGUGUAAGAAGUACAUGGCCAAGCUGAAGGCCACAGUUUCUGCCCAGUCUCGUUUCCUUAGCACCUAUGAUGGCACCGAGAACCUAUGCCUAGAGAACAUAUACACAGAGAACAUCUUAGAGAUUCGGAAGGACCUUAGUGUCAGUGCAUCCAGCCAGAAGUGCCAUGACGCCGUGGAACUCCCAGACAUCUUCAGUGACAGUGAUUGCAUCAAUGAAGAUGCUGACACGGUGCUUUUGGUGGGAGAAGCCGGCAGUGGGAAGAGCACACUCCUACAGCAGCUUCACCGCCUCUGGGCCACGGGCCGGCACUUCCAGGAUUUCCUCUUUGUCUUCCCAUUCACUUGCCGGCAGCUGCAGUCUGUGGACAAGAUGGUCUCCAUGCAGACCCUACUGUUUGAGCAGUGUUGCUGGCCGGACGAGGGCCAAGAGGAGGUCUUCCAGUACCUGCUAGAUCAUCCCGACCAGGUCUUGCUCACUUUCGAUGGGUUUGAUGAAUUCAAGUUCAAGUUUACAGACAGAGACACACACUGUUCCCCAAAUGACCCUACGUCUGUCCAGAGCCUGCUGUUCAACCUUCUCCGAGGCAAUCUGAUGAAGAAUGCCAAGAAGGUGCUGACGAGCCGGCCCCAUGCCGUCUCCGCUUUCCUCAGGAAGUAUGUGCAGAAGGAACUGAGCCUGAAAGGCUUCUCCCAGGAAGGGAUUGAGCUGUUCAUGAGGAAGCAUCACAGUGACCCUGGGGUCGCGGACAGGAUCGUCCAUCUGGUGAAAGCCACCUCGGCCCUGCACGGUUUAUGCCAUGUGCCAGUCUUCUCCUGGAUUGUGUCCAAGUGUCACAAGGAGCUCCUGCUGCAUGGCUGUGGCUCCCUGAAGACGACCACAGAUAUGUAUCUUCUGAUCCUGCAGCAUUUUGUGCUGCACGCCUCCCCUGAUGAUGGGGGGUGGCACCCCAGGACUACUACCCUUCAGCCUCGGCUCCCUACCAUCCUGCACCUGGGCAGACUGGCCCUGUGGGGCCUGGGCACUUGUAACUAUGUGUUCUCUGCAAAGCAGCUCUGGGCAUCUGGGGUGGAUGAGGAGGACCUUUCCUUGGGCUUCCUGGUUCGAUCGAAGAGCUUUUCUCAGGAGAGCUCGGCUCCUAUGGAAUUCCUGCACAUUACUUUUCAGUGCUUCUUUGCUGCUUUCUAUCUAUUGCUUGGUGCUGAUGUCACCCCCUCAGUGAUCAGAUGCUUGUUCAACCAUCACAAGAAGCCCAGUCGAUCCCUGGCUUGGCUGUUUCCUAUGUCCUGUGUCCAGUCCCCUGAGGGAGAGGAGGAGAGUGUCACAGCCCUCCUGCAGAAAGCUGAACCCCACAACAUCCAGAUCACUGCCGUUUUCCUGGCUGGCCUACUGUCCCACAAGCACUGGGGCCUAUUAGCAGAGUGCCAGGAGGCCUCCACCCCACUCCUCCAGAAACAGAGCCAUGUCCGGUGGUGCCUGGCCCGAGGGCUCAAGAGACACUUCCAGUCUAUUCCACCAGCUGUGCCUGGUGAGGUCAAGAGUAUGCAUGCCAUGCCUGAAUUUGUCUGGUUGAUCAGGAGCCUCUAUGAGAUGCAGGAUGAGCACCUGGCCCGGGAAGCCGUGUGCAAACUGGAGGUUGGGCACCUGAAGGUGACUUACUGCAACAUUGGUCCUGCGGAAUGUGCUGCUUUGGCUUUUGUGCUGAAGAAUCUCAAGCAACCUGUGGCCUUACAGCUGGAUUACAAUUCAGUGGGAGACAUUGGCGUGGAGCAGCUCCUGCCGUGCCUACGCAUCUGCCAGGCUCUCUACUUGAGAGAUAACAACAUUUCUGACCAAGGCAUCUGCAGGCUGGUUGACCAAGCUCUGCAGUGUGACCAAUUUCAGAAGCUUGCGUUGUUCAAUAACAAGCUGACGGAUGACUGUGCUCACUCUUUGGCCAGCCUUCUCAAGCACAAGCAGAACUUCUUGGCAUUGAGGUUGGGGAACAAUCACAUUACUGCAGUAGGAGCCAAGGUGUUGGCAGAAGGCCUGAAAGACAACAAUUCUCUUCAGUUUUUGGGUCUCUGGGGCAAUGCAGUGGGAGAUGAAGGAGCCCAAGCACUCGCAUCUGCCUUGCAUGACCACCGCAGCUUGAAGUGGCUCAGCCUGGUGGGGAACAACAUUGGCAGUCUGGGUGCCCAGGCCUUAGCUCUAAUGCUAGAGAAGAACGUGUCACUGGAGGAACUCUGCCUUGAAGAGAACCAUCUUCAAGAUGAAGACAUGUGUACCCUGGUGCAUGGACUUAAGAAAAAUUCAAGUUUGAAAGUUCUUAAGCUUUCCAACAACAGCAUUUCCCAACAAGGUGUUUCUGCCCUCCUUCAGGUUCUGCAAAGUAAUACUUCUAUCAAAUCAGUCUGGCUCAGAGGGAACACUUUCACUCCAGAGGAAAUCAAGCAGCUCAGCCUCAUGGAUACCAGACUUUUGCUCUGAUCACCAAGAGCCAAUUUGUUUGGGGAGUUUUGAGUUUCGACCUUGUAUACUAGAAAAUUUGGUUUGAUGUAGAAUUCUCACAUUCAGAUUGAACUUUGUUCUUCCCUGUUCCUGUUAGACCCUGGAUGUUGAGUUAGACACUAACACUUUCAGACUGGAGCAGUAUUUGAUACUUGAGGAUCUCUCUCUAAAGUUUAUUUCCAUCAAACCAUCCCCAGAUUCCAUCCCUGGAACACAGAGACUGUAAACUGAAAUCUGAAUAACAUAAUGUAGUGAAUCCCUCUGGAGGUUGGUCAGCAUCUCUUGGGUGGGUAAAAUAAUAGUCUUACGCUUCACCCAUCUGAGGCAGAGAGAACUAAGUUCUGUUAGCUUUGAGUGUCAGCUACUAUACAGAAUACUGCCUAUUUAUGGUUAAAGGGGAGGAUUGGGGGAUAGUGAUGAACAUUAAGGACGGAAAAGUUCAGGAAGAAUGAAUGUCUCCUUUACCCUUGGUAGCUUUUUCUCCUGGGCCUCAGGUGCCAUCCUAGAUCACUGCCCUGAAUCCAUACUUCUGUCAUGAAUCCUGGGCCCUGAUACUGCAUCUGUUUGCCCUUCCAGUCAAUCAAUCAACCCAUUAACCAACAAGUAUAUGUUAAAUGUACACUGUGUACCAAGUACUGGCCUAGGUCAAUCACAAAGAAACAUAGAAAUAAAAACAUGAGUUAGGCCUUGCACUCAAGGAGCUUACAUUCUACAUACACAACGCAUACUACCCUGUUUUGGUGCUUCUUAAUGUGUUGAAUGGGUCAGGAUAUUUCUUCUCUCAGUUCCUUAAUUUUAUAUAUAUAUAUGUAUAUACAUAUACAUAUAUGUAUAUAUAUCUCCACUAGGUCAGGGCUAAGAUCUUCUUCUUCUUUUGGUAUUUACAAUACUAUUGUGAAAGGCAGCUUGAUAGUGAAUGCUUAUUCCCCUAUUCGGUUCUAAAACUGCAAGAAAACUAGGAAUUUGGGGGUCAUCCUGUAAUAAGUUGGCUACAAGUUCAGAUAUGAGGGACAAAACUAUGUGAACCGAACUACAUGUCAAAAUUUCUUUUAAAUCAUAUAAAAUGUCCAUAAAUAGAUGGAGUCUUUGGAAACCAAGACUCAUUACAUUGCAGCAUUUUAAAGUCACUUAAGGACUGAAUUUUGAGAGGUGUCAGAUGGUUUUCUAAUUUGAUGCCUUUGGAUUUUUGUAUGUGAAAUGAACUCUGUUGAGAUAUUUUUUGGAUAUAAAUUCUGAAGCAGACCUCUGACAGUUGUUUCUCUGAUCUGGGCUUGCUAGUAUUGGAAUAUUUAUGUUUAUUAAGUUGCAUAUGAAAAACUUCCUGGAAGGAUCUCUGAUUUCUUUCAGCAUGGGGAGUUACUGGUGUGAGAAAUCUAUCCAUCAACACAGUCUGUGCUUUAGUCCUGGGAAACUCCCUAAGACACAGAGUGGUAAAAUGACUUGUGUUGAUUCACAGAGCUAGGAAAUGUCAGGGGUGGGAUCUGAACCUAGGACUUCCUGACUUUAAACCCAGUACUCUAUUCACUAUGCCAGGCUGACUGUAUGGAGGCUUGACAGAUCAACCAACAAACAAAUUAUUGAUCGUCUGCUGUGUUGCAGGCACUACUCUAGGCACUGGGGAUUGAUUUAAAUACAAAAAUGAAUCAGCCCUCCUCAAGGAGCUUGUGAUCUAUCAGGUGCAAAGUAAAGCCCUGACCAUUAAAAAAAAAAAAUACUGCCAUAACUCUUUGUCUUUCUGGAAAUACAAAGCCCAGAGAGAGCAGUGAUUGUGGGGGAGGAUAGGUUGUUAAUAUUUAUAAAGCACUUUGUAUUUCUUAAAGUUUGUAUUUUUAUAGAAAAUGUGACUGUGUACUUUUAUGUAAAAAUUAAGCUCUAAGUAUACAUAAUAUUAAAGUAUUUUGUCACUAAA